GGGGCGCGGCCUGAGCUGUCUCCACCAAUGAGCGAUCGCGUUUCCCUGGGCCGCGGGUUGUCGUGGCAACGGGAAUGCGGAAGCGCGGGCCGCGCAUGCGCAAUUGCGGCGCGGGCAGGGGGCAGCCCCAUGGCGGAGCUGCAUCUCUUCGGGGAGAUCGAGGGCGCCUCCGGCUUCUCCCAGCGCCGCCUCUUCUGCAAGUGGGGGCUGCACGCGGGCGGGGCCUGGACGCUGCUGGCCGGGGCGGGAGCGGGGCAGACGCAGGUCGAUGACCCCCAGGUGGACGAUGUGGCCCAUUGGGGACACCCCCUGGACAUGCACCUGGCCACCAAGGGCCUGCAGGGGUGGCCGAAGCUGCUGCUGGAGGUGUGGCACGUGGACAGUUGGGGUCGCCGGGGCCUGGCGGGUUACGGGGUGUGCGCGGUGCCGAGCGCUCCCGGCUCUCACCUGCUCACCUGUGUCACCUGGAGCCCGCGGGGCUCACCUGGGCAGCGCCUGCUGGGCCCGGGGGCGCCGCAGCUGCUCCGGCCCGAGGCGGCCGCCAGCGCCGGGGAGCGGUUCCGCCUGCGCACCGAGAGCGCCGGUACCGUCCAGCUGAGACUGGGGGUGCUGCCCCGGCACCUGCAGCGCUUCGGGGUGGCGCUGGGGUGACACUGGGGACACCGGGGUGACACUGGGACAUCACUGCUGCCCCGGCACCUGCAGCGCUUCGGGGUGGCGCUGCGGUGACACUGGGGACACCGGGGUGACACCGGGGACAUUGGGCCGGGGACAGGGUGACAAGGGAUGAGAUUUUGGGGUCACUCCGGGCUUGGGGGCCCUCGGGGGAGGGGCGGGGGGUGGCACAGGGGGGGUCCCCAAGGUUUGGUGGCCUCGCCACCCCUUUGUCUCCCCGCCGUGUCCCCAAUAAAAUGUGUGUCACCAAGCGC
Parus major (Great Tit) is the source of this 929-nucleotide messenger RNA. It is a transcript of the gene B9D2, whose product is annotated as B9 domain containing 2. The record is from RefSeq and is a predicted model, not a curated record. Gene Ontology annotation, biological process: cilium assembly. The transcript has 4 exons. Gene Ontology annotation, cellular component: MKS complex. NCBI's taxonomy places the organism in Eukaryota, Metazoa, Chordata, Aves, Passeriformes, Paridae. The coding region runs from base 28 to 651 and encodes 207 amino acids.